Glycine soja is the source of this 1904-nucleotide messenger RNA. Its product is annotated as probable N-acetyltransferase HLS1. Gene Ontology annotation, molecular function: acyltransferase activity, transferring groups other than amino-acyl groups. NCBI's taxonomy places the organism in Eukaryota, Viridiplantae, Streptophyta, Magnoliopsida, Fabales, Fabaceae. The record is from RefSeq and is a predicted model, not a curated record. The transcript has 3 exons. Bases 463 to 1692 code for a protein of 409 amino acids.
AUUUGUGUAUAUCAAGCAAGCAAGCCAUGAGACGAUGAACAUAUUCAUAGGCAUUACUCAUUAGGCUCUAUCUAUAUCCGUUUGUUCCUUCCUUUUUUUCCCUCUCUUUAUUACUAUUUUUUUUUCUAAUUGGUGCGCUAGCGACAGUGAUCACGUUAAUUAUGAGAGUUACUCCAUUAAUGUAACAUUCAUUGUAGCCUCUGGUUUUAUGGAAGGCUUUCCCGAGUUUUAAGCUUAGGUUACAUACUAGUACAUGCGGCAUAGGCCUCGUUUAAUCGCUCUCUCUCUCUCUCUCUCUCCCUCUCUCUCGAAAAAGCUGCAAUUUUUGCUCACUCUGAUAAGCUUUAUCUCCCCCGGUCCCCUCUAUAUAAAGGAAAGCUUCACCCUAUUCUAUUCCCUCACACACACUACUCUCUCCUAAUCCCUUAUUCUUCCAUCGAUUUUGCUACUAUUGUUGUUAUCAUGGGAGAGUCUGAGUUUGUUCCUUCGGUGGCUGUGAGUGUGAGAGAGUUUGAUCCAACUAAAGACAUAGAGAAAGUGGAAGCCGUUGAAAGAAUAUGUGAGGUUGGACCCAGUGGAAAGCUUUCCCUCUUCACCGACCUCCAUGGUGACCCAAUUUGCAGGGUCCGCAACUCACCUACUUUCCUCAUGCUGAUAGCCGAAAUUGGCCAAGAGACAGUAGGAAUGAUAAGAGGUUGCAUCAAAACCGUUACUUGCGGAAAAAAGCUCCACAGGCAAGGAAAAAACAACACCGAGCCAAAACAAGUCCCUAUUUACACCAAACUAGCCUACAUAUUAGGCCUUCGUGUUUCUCCACAUCACAGGAGAAUGGGAAUAGGGAUGAAGCUUGUGAAGAAAAUGGAGGAAUGGUUCAGGGAUAACGGGGCAGAGUAUGCAUACAUGGCUACGGAGAAGGACAACGUUGCAUCCGUCAAGUUGUUCACCGACAAAUGUGGGUACUCAAAGUUUCGUACCCCCUGCAUUCUCGCGAAUCCUGUUUUCUCGCAUCCUGCUAGAAUCUCUCACAAAGUGACUAUCAUUGAACUCUCUCCGAGCGAUGCCGAAAUACUCUACCGCAGCAAGUUUUCCACAACGGAGUUCUUCCCGCGCGACGUAGACUCCGUUCUCCGUAAUAAGCUCUCCUUAGGCACUUUUCUUGCCGUCCCCAAAGGCUUGUACCGGGCUGACACGUGGCCCGGCUCAACCCGCUUUCUUGAGGGUCCACCACCCUGUUCUUGGGCCCUAGUCAGUGUGUGGAACUGCAAGGACGUGUUCACACUGGAGGUAAAAGGUGCUUCGCGCGUGAAGAAGACGCUCGCCAAGACCACUCGCGUCCUCGAUCGUGCCUUCCCCUGGCUGCGCUUGCCCUCCGUUCCUAAUUUCUUUGAGCCCUUCGGGUUUCAUUUUUUGUAUGGGCUUGGAGGAGAGGGCCCGCAGGCCCAGAAGAUGAUCCGGGCUUUGUGCGGGUUUGCCCAUAACCUCGCCCGGGAUCGCGGCUGUGAGGUUGUGGCCACCGAAGUUUCAAGCCAAGAACCGUUACGGUGCGCUAUCCCGCACUGGAAAAUGCUCUCAUGCGAAGAAGAUCUGUGGUGCAUUAAGAGAUUAGGAGAAGAUUACAGUGAUGGCUCUCUGGGUGAUUGGACUAAAUCCCCUCCAGGCUUCUCAAUUUUUGUUGAUCCCAGAGAAGUUUGAUUUUAGAAUAUUAGUUAACAUCUAAUUAGGAAAGUAGUAAUUAGAAAAAGGAAAAAUAUCUGUAGUUUUAUAAUUUUGUAAAGAAAGAAGGAAUAUGAAUAUCCUAUCUUUUUUUAGAAUUUUGUAAAUAGAAAAAUGAAUUUGACUUUCUAGAUCCCUUUUUCUGGCAGAACAAAUUAACCUUUUUGUUUUCUGGUGAUAAUAUCUUGAUA